Hemibagrus wyckioides is the source of this 7482-nucleotide messenger RNA. It is a transcript of the gene nell3, whose product is annotated as NELL (neural EGFL like) family member 3. The record is from RefSeq and is a predicted model, not a curated record. Gene Ontology annotation, molecular function: calcium ion binding; protein binding. The transcript has 5 exons. Lineage: Eukaryota; Metazoa; Chordata; Actinopteri; Siluriformes; Bagridae. The coding region runs from base 153 to 2921 and encodes 922 amino acids.
AACCUGAUGCUGAUGAACAGAGAGAGAGAGAGAGAGAGAGAGAGAGAGAGAGGGGAGAGUUUGGGGUUUGGGGCAGAGGGACAGACAGAGAGACACGGAGCCACUGGAGAGAUGCUGAGCGUACGCUGAGCUGAAGAUCAGACAGCAGGUACAUGAAUGAACUCAAAAUGACACCGAUGAGAAUCGUGCUGUUCCUGUGGUGUCUCCUCUGCCUGUGUGUGUCAGUGAGGAGUGUGUCAGAACUGUGUAAAGGUUCUCGCUGCUUAGAGUUGGGAGAGUCCAGACCAUGUUCAGGGUCACAGUGUGGCUCAGGCAGAUCAUCCAGACCAGCACGUCAACACAAUCCAAUAACACAUAGCAGAUCGACCCCAACCCACCAACUUGGAGUCUCACACCUUUCUUCACCCGACAUGCUGGAGUCACACACAGCUUCUCAUUCUCACACUCACACGAGGGAAAGGAUGCGGACUGCCGAGGCUGCAGGUCACACGUGCACUGGAGCGGAUUGUGUUACCACUAAAAGACCACCGCAGGCCAUUAAUGAUACACGAGAGUGCAGGGGGCUGGAGUGCAGACUGCCUUUAAGGAUCAGAACCAAGCCCAGAGUGAGGUUGUGCCCUCCAGACGGCUGCGGACCUGGCUCAGACGACGCUCCUGUGCACGUUCCGGACAGAGCUGCUCAGUUUCUGGGGGAAUUUCCGGAUAUCGGAUAUCCUUCGUCGGAACUUGGAGGCGCACCGCUGGGAGUUCAACUUACAUGUGACAUCAAACCAGGAGAGAACGAAGUUCCGUCAGAGGAUGCCCUUGUCCUGCACCUGCAGCUCUCGAAAGGCCAGGAGAAGCUGGUGGAGGCUCUACGGGCUCAGCAGUUGGUGAUCCGUGACCUGCAGCAACGCCUGGAGGAGCAGCAGGGAGCGCUUCUGGCCCAGCAGCGUGAGAUCCUGGAGCAGCAGCGGCGCAUGUACGAGCAGAUGGACGUGGUGAAGACGCAGUACGGCAUGCUGUCGGAGACCGUCAAGCAGGUGUCCUUUCAGGGCCUGCAGGGGGAGCUGCAGAGUUAUUUGGAAAGCCAGCUGGCAGGCGUGCAGAGCCAAGCUCGCAGCCACCUGCAGAAGUCGUAUGCCGUGCAUAAAACGGAUGCCAAGCUGAUGGACGUGACCGGGGACACGGAUCACGCUCUUCUCGGCUGUCGCAGCGCAUGCGGCCCCGAAGAGUACUGCAAUUUUCAAAUGCAGCCGCCGCAGUGUCAACAGUGCACCAUGUGUCCACCUGGGUUCUUCCUGGUGUCUCAGUGCUCACCCAAUGCUGACAGGAUUUGCCAGGACAGAGACGAAUGCCUGGAAAUCCCAACUGUCUGUGGAGAGAGAGUGAAAUGCCUCAAUACACCAGGUGGCUUCCGGUGCUUGGGCGUAUCUGAAAGAGAGAUCUCUGCAGGCCUGUGUGGUCAUGAGUACUUCUACAAUCAGGAGCUACAGGAGUGCCAAGCAUGUUCAGAUUGUGACGGGGAACCCGUAGCUGUUCCGUGUAGCACCAUGAGUGAUGCUGUGUGUGGAGUAAUCUCUGAAAAUACGUUCUCUCAAUCCUGGUCUGCAUCAGUAACAUUACCCUCGGCUCGAUCAAAAAGCAGCGCCGUGUUUCCAGGUCUGCAGCUGAGCGUGAUAGGAAAGGAGAGAAGUGAGCUUCUGGUUAGUCAUGAUGGUUCCAUCAGCCUCCAUCAACAUGGUCUGCUCUGGUUGGAUCACAACUUUGCCUUGAAGCACAGCUGCCGCAACUUCCUGCAGGUUGGUGUGAGACUUAGUGGCAGCAGCGAGGAGGAAGGUCGUGACCUCAGUGGUGUACGGGUGGAGCAGCCAGAAAGGAAGCACUUUCAGGGUGUGAGUGUGAGUGCAGUGGCUGAGGUGGAGCCUAACCAGACUUUGUGGUUACUGCUCAAGAGCCCAAACCAGCACUGCAACCAGAGCAAGGAGCUGCAGCUUUACGAGCUUGGAUCUUCUGCUUUCAGCCUGCUGUGGCUGUCACAUGACACUGGGGCUGUCGCUAUGACUGCUCAGACAUCCACGGCACCUCAUUACCAUGGUAACUACCGGCCAUCUUUUCGUGUUGCUACCGUCUCUGACCCCUAUGUAGUGGCAUUGACUCAUGACAAUCGCGGAAUUCGCUUCACUGAGCGAGGCAUUGUCAAGUUUGUCCUGCAGCAGGCACUCUAUGCCAUGGGCCACUCGUGCGUCCGUGAAGGCUUCUCCCUAGUCACAUACAUUAAUGCAAAUGGGACCAACCAGGAAGUAAUGCGCUCGUUUAAAUCAGGGGUCAACUAUCGGGACACCUCUAUCACCUUGUCUGCUACUACCAUUGUGGAUUCGGGUGACUGGCUAAACUUUGAGAUCCUCACCCCGUCACAGUGCAAUGUCCGAUACUUUGGAGACAGCUCUGGAAUUAGCAUGCUAAGUCUGCUCUGGAUUCCUGCUGCCAUUUCCUCAUCCCUAAUGGCCACCGUGUCCAGGACAGGACUUCCGUCUGGAGCUGUGAGGAACAAACCUUUGUUGUUUCAGCAGGUUGGUCCAGAUGCCGAACACAUUCGGCUUGCUGGCACAGGACAACAACACCCACAGAGGAAUUUUGUUUUCCAAGAAGCUGGGACAGUCAAUGUGGCUCUCAGUGUCAAGCUCAUCCACUCGUGCAAUGUGGUGAAGCUGGUGUUACACCAGCAAGGCCAGGACAGGACAAAUUCGGUUCCUUUGGCACAGCAGGUUGGGGGUCAGAUGCCCGAGGGUAGCGAGUGGACCAGUGUUGGAGUUAGAUCAUCAUUCGAGGUGCAGAACGGCACAGCCAUUUACAUCACCCUGGACUGCGUACGUGGACGCAUCAAUCAAAUCACACAUGACGAAGGCGCCAACAUUUCCAUCCUCUGGGUGGCUGCAUAACGCCUGGAUUCCACGGCUUCUCAUUCAUGAUCUUGUCAGGAACAGGUGCUUUCAGUAAAUCAUGGCUUGUAUUGUAAUAUGCAGAGAAAAACGAGGUACACUAUGGAAUAAAUCCCUAAACUAUGGUUGCAAUGCAGCACCAUUUACAAUGGAAAGGAAUAGUAUAAAAAGAAAACGGUGCUUUUUUGAGAAAUGUGGUCUGACCUAAAUGGAACAAAUGGGUGAAUAUUUUGGAUAUUUUGGAAAAUCAUUUUGGAAUAUGAUAUCUACAGAGUGUCCCAAAAGCCUCUUAAAACUUAACACUUUUUUAGCAACUUUAUUUACAAAAUUUACAUCCUGUAUUUGAUUGGCUCCCAGUUUGGCAACAAGUUAGUGCCUGCUAUGCUUCCUUGUGACAGCGUCGAGUUCAAACCAUUAGAAUGAGGGAUUGAGGGGUGAGGGAUUUUUAAAAGCUAAGAACAAUUUUGGAAGCCAUUUUGUUUAAAAAAAGAGUGUAAAUUUCGUCAUUUGUAAAGAGACUUUUGAGACACCCUGUAUAACGAGAAGGUGCUAUUUAAUUUGAGUUAUAGCCUCUGUUUGUUUGUUUGUCGUUUAUGUUUAUUUCGGUGGUGUGUGUUUAUCCAUUGUUUUGUGUCUUUUGCUUAAAUUCGAAUCGAUUUCUGAACAAAAAGUACGGAUUGCUUUCCAAGUACUUCGGCUGGUUGAGCAGUGACCAAUUUUUAUUGAGGGAAUGAACCUUUAGAUUCUGUUUAAAUGUUGAGAUGAUUGUGUGUGUGUGUGUGUGUGUGUGUGUGUGUGUGUAGUGGUGUUGGCACGCAUAUAUAAAAUGCUGUAGCAUACUCCAUUACCUUAAACAUUGUACAGUCAUGGGAGAAUUGAUCAAACGUGUUGAUAUUCAAUUGAUUCAGAUCUUUUUGUGUCUUAAUUAUGCACAUAUAUUUUACAUUCUCACUAAAGUUUUUCAAUGAAAUUUAUAUCAGAAUCCCUAUGAAGUAUGCAGGCUAUAAUAUUUAUAUGAUCAGAUACAAAGGCUAUAUUUAUAUAAGAUAUGAUUCUUAACUAUUAGUUGUAUCUUUCUACAGUAAUUUAUAUGGUAAGAACAUAAAAGAGGAAAAAAAGUAAUGCAUAUAGUUGAGUGCAUUACUUGAGUAUAAGUUUUCACCCCCCCCCCCUACCCCACCCCAUUUCACAGGGUUUUGUAUGGAAACAAAAAUGAAAUUAUUUAAGUUUAUCUGGAUCAUGAACAAACAUACAAAGAAAUAGUCAAAACAAACAAACAAAUGAACAAAUAAACAAACUUCCAUGAAGAAGAUGAAAAAUAUAGCUAUGUUUCUGAAUUAGCAUCAAAUUUUUUUACUUCAUCUCUCAAUUAAUCAGUGAACCAAUCAACCAAAUUACACUGUAAAUAAUUUGUAUGAGGUUAAAUAUGUAUGUAAAAUGAACAAUGUAACAGAAAUAAGAGAAAAGGUCCAGAUGCUGCUGAGAAGAAAUGAAAAAAGAAGAGGCAGAUAUACAGGAAAAGUUAGAAAAGUAUACUGCUUUUUAGUUCUUAAUUGAUAUAAUUAAAUUUUUUUAUUAUUAAUAUCUAUUAACACACAGUACACUAAUAACCUUCUGUUCUCACUCGUAACCUUAAAGAUCUAUAAAACAGAACACGUAUACAAAUGUAUAGAAAUCACAUUCAUUACUUUUGUCCUGAGGGUGUACAAACUUUUGCAACUUUGGUUAAUUCACUUCACAUCAUGGGUCUUUAGUGAGUCUUGUGUAUAAAAUGUACACUGCAGUUCACCUUUAUGUGUGCAUUACAUUCUUAAUAAUAAGUAAGAAUAAGUUAACAUUAUUAUAAAGAAGUAGUAUUAUCACAGUCUUUUGAAUUCAUCCAUGUUUAUAAGUAGUAACUGGGGAUCCUGGGAGCGUGAGCGAGUAUUUAAGUGUCUGUGCUAACAAUAUUGUGCAUGUUGAAUAUCUCAGUCUAUCAUGUAACCUGUUUUCAGCCUAUGCUAAUUUAUUUCUAAUGCAAAAAAAUGCAAAAAAAAAAAAAAAAAUUCUGCGGAAUGAAACGUAAUGUUUUGUCCAGACUGAAUAAAAUUAGCAUCUAUUCUGUCAGAACAUUUAAACCGUUUUAGCGCAAAGGUUGUCUGAUUUUUUUUUUCUGGAAAAACCCAGGAGAAAUGUUAAAGGUGGAUUCGAUUUAAAUUAGAUUUAAAUUGCACUUGAAAUGCAUCAUCUCACCCUCUAACGGUUUACGAUUUCAGCCGCAUUCUUGACCCGCUGCUCAGAAAGCGAAAGAUCUUCGGCUGGAUUUUCUUUGCACAGAGUCCAAUAAAAGCAUUCGAUAGAGUCAGGUCUUGGUUAAUGAUCAGCAGCUGGUCCCUGAACAUGCUUAUUGAGGUUUGACUGUGGAGUACAAACUUCACCUUCCUUUAACUUUUAGUAUUUAGGAUUUAACACCACAGACUAAAGCUAUGUUAGUGCUAUACCUUUAUAUGGUCAUCGAACCUCCAGGAUAAAACACUGCACUGUUGUUAAUAUAGAAUAUAUGUACUAUUCUAAGUGUCCUCUAUUCAUAUCAGCCCUUAUAAUGUCUUAUUUAGAGGCAGAGGUAGCUCAAGUGGUUAAGGCUCUGGGUUGGUGAUUAGGAUUCAAGCCCCAGCACCGCCAAGCUGCCACUGUUGGUCCCCUGAGCAAGGCCUCUAACCCCUUCUUCGCUCCAGGGGUGCUGUAUCAUGGCUGACCCUGUGCUCUGACCCCAACUGCCAAAGUUGGGAUAUGCAAAGAAAGAACUUCAGUGUGCAGUAAUGUGUAUGUGACAAUAAUUAAGGCUUAAGUUUAUAGGAUUGAACACACAUCUAUACACCUGUACUUUUAUCUAUCUAUCUAUCUAUCUAUCUAUAUAUAUAUAUAUACAAUAGGAUGAACCCUAUGAAGUAAAAAACACCUGAAAGCACCUGGUAAGAUAGAGAGUGUGCAGUCUGUUCCUGAAGGUGAAGUUUUUGAAGGUGGAAUAAGCAUAAGGGUUGUGAUGGCUAGAUGACUGGAUCUCCAAAACAGCAGGUCUUGUGAGGUGUUCUUGGUAUGCACUGGUUAGAUCAUACAAAAGGGCUUCAAGGGAGGACAACCAGUGAACCAGGGACAGGAUCAUGAGCGCUCACUGAUGCAUGUGGGGAGUGAAGACCAGCUCGUCUGAACUGGACCAUGGAGCAAGGAAAGAAGGUGGUCUGGUCUAAUUAAUCUUGUUUUCUUUACCUUAGGAAGAGAUGGCACCAGGAUGCACUAUAGGAAGAAGGUGAGCCAGUGGAGGCAGUUUGAUGAUCUGGGAAGUGUUCUGUUGGGAAACCUUGGGUCCUUCAUUCAUGUACUGUAGAUGUUACAUUGACAUGUACAACCUACAUAAACGUCUCAGCAGACCAAGUACACUGCUUCACGGCAACAAUAUACUCUAAUGUCAGUGGCUUCUUUUAGCAGGACAAAGUGGUAGCUUAGUGGUUAAGGUGUUGGACUUGUCAUCAGAAUGUUGUGAGUCUGAAUCCCAGGUCCAGAUCCUCCAAGCUGCCACUGCUGGGCCCCUGAGCAAGGCUCAAAUGAAAUACCUGACACACUGCAAACAUUGCUCAGGAAUGGUUUGAGGAGCAUGCUGUUGACUUGGCCUCUGAAUUCAGAUCACAAUCUGAUCAAGCAUCUGUGGCAUGUACCAGACAAACAAGUCCAAUCCAUGGAGACUCCAACUCUCCACUUACAGUACCUAAUGCACCUGCUGCUAACGUCUUGGUGCCAGAUACCAUAAAUUCAUACAUGUAUACGCUUGAUGUGUAAUGAUUAUAAUAUCCAAGUCAUGAAAUGAACUUCUUUUGCAGACAUACAAAUACAGCACCAUUGUGAUUAUACUUGGCUACUUCCAAUUUCUGUCUAGCACUGGAUUUAAACUCUGUCUGGAAAAGUGGCCGGGAUUUAGUGAAAAAAAGGAGAAGUAUAAAAGACUCUGGUAGACUAAAUGAAACAGUUUCCUCAGUGUUUAAACAAGACAUCAGAAAGACCGUACUCACGAGCGUACCUGGGUUUUUUCCCCCAGCAUUCUAAUAUAUCCAUUUAUUUCUAGUGUUAAAACGAGAUUACUCCCUGAAUGAGACAGCAGGCUGGAUUGGGUCAGAACGUGACUAACAACCCCUGAUUGUGUGAGCUAAUACACCGAUUUUUUGUCUGCACUCUGAAUUAAAAGCAGGUGUGAAACGCUUUCGGCUCCAGAUGUUUUAUAUCCAAGAUCAAAUGAGAUCAGAAAAGUAACCAGACCCAAAAAAUGCACAACUAGCCCGAAAGGAUAGAAAAGAAAAAUACACACUGUCAUAGACAUUCAGCAGGUCUGUAGAUCAAACUCUUCUCACAUGAUUAAUGCUGAUGACAUCACCAGGCUUUUGCAAUUCUUGAUUUUGAUUAGUCAGAUGUUGCUUCAUUUUAGAGGCAGUGCUAGCUCAAGUGGUUAAGUCUCUGGGUUGUUGAUCAGAGGAUCCGGGUUCAAGCACAGCACUGCCAAGCUGCACUGUUUGGGCCCCUGAGCAAGACCCCU